CCCGCUGCCGGUUUGCUCGCCGGACCCAUCGGACCCCGCGAGUUGAAUGAAGUGGCGCGAGGCGGCGAGCUGAUCCCAUGUGGCGCGCGCUGCUGGGACUCGCCGCACUCGCCGGAGCGAAGCAGGACGCGCUGCAGGUCUUCCUGGGCGAGCUCCAAAGGAAGCUCUCCGACGAAGUGUCAGAGGCACAGCAUUGGCAGCAGCAGAGGCAUGAGUGGUGCCAAAGCACCUUGAGCCUUCUGGCGCAGGAGGGCCAACGUGGCGAAGGUGUGGUGGAAGAGUUGCGCCAGUCCCUCGCCAAGUGGGACGCUGCUCCGCGCGAAGAUGGCCGGAGCAGCUUCGUGCAGCUUCGACAGGCCACCGAGCUGCAGGAGCUGCAAGAGCGCUUGAGGCUGCGAGGCGCCAGCAGCUCGGCCCAGCACCGCUUCACCGAGGCCCUGAGGAGAGACUGCGCGGCCGCCUUCGAACAGAGUGAAGUGCGGCACAAGGCCGUCGAAGAGGAGCUCGAGCUUUUGCAGAGCUCGGCAGAGGCCUUGCAAGCCUCCGAGGCCUUGCAUGGCAUUGAUCAGUCCCCUCUGGUGAAGGUGAGCUUCUUGCAAGUGGGCAGCAACCAGGACCGCGGAAAGGCUGAGUUGCCCGACUUCCUGUCCCUCUUCAGGGCCCCUGAGGAGGCCCCAGAGGAAGGGUCGCCCGAAGCUGCCAGGUCCGAGCCCGAGGCGACCGAAGACGAACGACCCAAAGUGCUGGACCUGAUGGCGAAGCUUCACAAGGAGCACAUGGCCAGGAGCUCCCAGGAUGCCUCCUGGUGCAAAGAGGAGCUCCAGCGGCAGCGCCGCGCGCUGGAGGCCGCGCAGGGCGCCCAGCGGAGCUUCGCAGCCGAGGCCGAGGAGCAGCGGCGCCGGCAGGCGGCGCUCGAUGCGGAGCUUGUUCAGCUCCAGCACGCGGACGGCGUCGCCCAGCAGGCCUUAGAGCGGCUUCAGCACGACGUGGCGAACAGCACUCAGGUUCUGCUCGUGCUCCAGAAGGACCGGCGCUUAGCCGCUCAGGUCCUCAAGAAGGCCUUGGCCGAGCAGCGCCUGGAGGGUCCGAGACCGCGGUCCGACCCGGCAGAGACGGCGGUGCGCUACCUCACGGCCGCGGCCCAGUCCUUUGAGCAAGCGGCCGUGGCACCGCCCGCGCCAGGCGACGCCGAGACGUCCUCGCCUCCGGUCACGCUCCGCGGCGCCGAGCUCCGCCGUGCGCUCCAGGCGGAGCGGCAGGCGCUGCAGCUGCAGCGCGACCGCCGCCAGCGCGCUUUGCGCCGGGCGGAGGAGCUGUCGAACCUCUCGGCAGCGCAGGCGACGUCGCUGGAGCAGGAGCUGCGAGGCUUGGAUGGAUGUGGCUCCAGCAGCUCCGAAUGGAAGGCGGAGGUCCGGGCGCUGCAGGAUGCCGAGCGGGUCUUCGCCGGGGAGCCGAUUUCGGUGCCGCGCCCGCGUCGUGCCAUCCGUGGCGCCGCUCCGCUGUCGCGCAUGGAGGCGGCGGCUGAAGCUUUGGGCGUGUCCAUCAGUUGAGCUGGGCCGAGCUUCGCGACGGCUGAGCUUUGGAACGUCCAACCAAAAUGCGGUGGUGCGAAAGGC
Molecule: messenger RNA, 1616 nt
Organism: Durusdinium trenchii
Lineage: Eukaryota; Dinophyceae; Suessiales; Symbiodiniaceae
Source: the annotation of a GenBank genome assembly